AUGGAAAAGAUUGAUGAUAAUAACUAUGUGUUGAAAAUCGAAAAGUGUGCUUUGGAUGACAGUGGAACUUAUUCGAUAACGGUCGAGGAGCAGCUCACGUUCCUUAAACCAUUAAAAGAUGUCGAAGUGGUAGAAGGUGAACAAGCGGAGCUUACAGUAGAAACAAAUGUUCAUCCACGAUCUGUGAAAUGGUAUAAGAAUGGACAAGAGGUGAAACCAGUUCCUGGACGAAUUGAAAUCAAGGAUAAUGUUGCCACAUUCAGACUUAUAUUUAAAAGAGCUGAGAAGGAUGAUGCUGCUAACUACAAGGUGGUUCUGUCGAACAGUGCAGGAGAACUGGAUUCAUCUGCUAAUCUUUCAGUCAGAAAACCGAAGGGGCAACCUAAAAUCAUCAAAGGAUUGGAGGAUCAGGUUAUUGCAAAAGGUGAUGCUCUGAUCCUGGAAAUCAAAGUGGAAGGCGAACCGACCGAAGUGCGAUGGCUCAAAAAUGAUGCUGCAUUGCCGAAAGAUGUUCAAGCCAAAAUUGAACAGAUCAAUGAAAAUACCGCUGAAGUGAUUAACGAAGCUGGCAAAGCUCAGACGAGCGGUAAUGUUGAAGUGGAUGUUAAGCCAGAAAUUGCCAAAGGCCUAGAAGAUGGUGAAAUUGAUGAGGGCGAUGAACAUCUGUUCAGAGUUGAAACAACCGUACCAGUGCGUCAAGUGAAGUGGUACAAAAAUGGGCAAGAAAUUAAAGCUUCGCCAAAGGCUACCAUGAAAGAAAUCAGUCCGAAGAAGUUCGAACUUAUCAUUGCAAAAGCAUCGCUUGAUGAUUCAGCUGCAUAUAAGGUUGUCCUGAGCAACAGAGCUGGUGAAUGUGAUUCAUCUGCGAACUUGACGGUUGUAAAGCCCAAUAUUCUGAAAAUAUUGGAAGGCCUGAAGGAUACGGAUGUGAAUGAAGGUGAACCGAUUCAGCUUAGUGUUAAGGUGGAAGGACAGCCUAAGACAGUGAAAUGGCUCAAGAAUGGCAAUGAAAUUACCCCUGAUGAUCAUAUUCAAAUCGUAAGUAACUAUCUUUAUCAAAUCCUCUUACCUCAACUCUAG
Gongylonema pulchrum is the source of this 1080-nucleotide messenger RNA. The record is from the annotation of a GenBank genome assembly. NCBI's taxonomy places the organism in Eukaryota, Metazoa, Nematoda, Chromadorea, Rhabditida, Gongylonematidae.